This is a messenger RNA of Ctenocephalides felis (cat flea), 1138 nucleotides long. RefSeq names its product ATP synthase subunit gamma, mitochondrial-like. Gene Ontology annotation, molecular function: proton-transporting ATP synthase activity, rotational mechanism. Bases 148 to 1044 code for a protein of 298 amino acids. Gene Ontology annotation, biological process: proton motive force-driven ATP synthesis. The transcript has 6 exons. Lineage: Eukaryota; Metazoa; Arthropoda; Insecta; Siphonaptera; Pulicidae. The record is from RefSeq and is a predicted model, not a curated record.
AUUUAUCUAUGUGUAGAUCGACAGCUAAAACUGUACACAUGGCAACACUAGUUCUAUGAAGGAAUAAAAUAUCAUUUACUGGUAGGGCUCAUUUUUGACGUAUUUGAUAUUUCGAGCUUGUUAGAAGGAAUAAGAUAGGAAUUAAGGAUGUUGUCACGCGUGAAUGGAUCAUUUAGCCCAAUAUGCAGUCAAAUCGUCGCUGUUCCUUCAACCCAGCAAAACAGGGGCAUGGCAACUCUGAAAACUAUUUCCAUGCGAUUGAAAUCUGUUAAGAAUAUCCAAAAAAUUACACAAUCCAUGAAGAUGGUGUCUGCUGCUAAAUAUUCUCGAGCUGAACGUGAAUUACAGCAAGCUCGUCCAAUUGGUAUAGGAGCUUCCCAAUUCUAUGAAAAAGCUGAAGUAACAGGAGCUGAAGACAAGCCAGACAAAUUAUAUGUUGCUAUUACCAGUGAUAGAGGUCUCUGUGGUGCUGUACAUACUGGUGUUGCUCGUGUGAUCAGGAAUGAACUUGCUGCCACUAAAGAUAACAUUAAAGUAGUUUGUGUUGGUGACAAAUCUAGAGCCAUUUUACAAAGAUUGUACUCCAAAAAUAUUCUUAUGGUAGCCAAUGAGGUUGGACGUAAACCACCAACUUUCCAAGAUGCAGCUAAAUUAACAAAUGCUGUAUUGAAUUCAGGUUAUGAUUUCGCAUCCGGAAAAAUAAUUUACAAUAAAUUUAAAUCUGUUGUCUCCUACAGUUCUGCUGAAUUACCAUUGUUUAGCCUGGGAGCUGUUGAGUCUGCCCCAAAAUUGGGUGUAUACGAUUCCUUAGAUGCUGAUGUCAUCCAAAGCUACUUGGAAUUUUCAAUGGCUUCAUUAUUAUUCUACACAAUGAAGGAAGGAGCUUGCUCGGAGCAGUCAUCCCGUAUGACUGCUAUGGACAAUGCUAGCAAGAAUGCAGGAGAAAUGAUUGACAAAUUGACAUUAACAUUCAACAGAACUAGACAGGCUGUCAUCACCAGAGAACUUAUUGAAAUUAUUUCUGGAGCUGCUGCUUUGGAUUAAAUUUCAUACAAAUAUUUUAAUAUGUGGCUUCAUCUAAGUAGCUCAAUUUAUUACAAUAUCUUUAAUACUUUGUUUAUUUUUAUUUUGAUUCUUG